This is a messenger RNA of Penicillium pulvis, 987 nucleotides long. RefSeq lists its product as uncharacterized. Bases 1 to 987 code for a protein of 328 amino acids. Gene Ontology annotation, molecular function: protein binding. The record is from RefSeq and is a predicted model, not a curated record. The transcript is spliced from 2 exons. Lineage: Eukaryota; Fungi; Ascomycota; Eurotiomycetes; Eurotiales; Aspergillaceae.
AUGCAAGAGCAAGAGCAACCCCAUACCAAGGUUUUCACCACCCCUGAACUCCUCGAGAUCAUCCUCCUUCACCUAGACACCCGCACACUCCUCGUCUCGGCCCAGCUAGUAUGCCAAACCUGGACAGUCCUAAUCCAGCGCUCGCCCGCAAUCCAACGAGCGCUCUUCUUCCGACCAUUCACCCCAAAACCCAAAAAGGGCAAAUGGCACGCAAAAUCAAUCUGGAACUCUGUCCUUCCUUCACCCUUAAAGAAAGACACAAAGUUAGACCAAGGAAGCAUAAAUGAAUACGAAUGCUCAUACACACGGCCCAUCUACAAUCCACUCUUAGUACAAGCCUUCCGACCCUUCUUUCCAUCAGUCCAUGAAUACCCCUUUAUCCACGUUAACGAAGAAAAGGUAAUUGAAACUGAACAUGCAGGUAAAAGGCAAGGGAAGAACAACCAAUUUUCCUUUAAAUCCCUGGACAUGCUCUCAUCCCCUCAAAAGAAAUCUGCCUACAUGAGAAAAGAAGCCAGCUGGCGAAAGAUGCUCCUCCGCCAGCCGCCCGUUUGCGGAGGCGUCACCAUCUUUAAAAUGUACCAUGCGAUGGGAUGGGACUCGUAUAAAUGUUAUAAGGCCCCCAAGACCAAAUAUAAAAGAUACCUAAGAAUGGGCCACUUGUUCACAACCCUGACUCAAAAUUCCGACCUUAACUUCGGCCGCUUCGGUCAAACGCGCGUUUACUGGUCCGCUUACGUCCCGCCCUACGACCCUGGCCCCGGCCGGGGUCGUGGUAGCUACCCACCCGAAGAUGGGUCUUUCAAACCGAAGGUGAUAGAGGGAUUUUCGAAAGCGAUCGAGAAAUCAGAGGUUGUCGUAUAUUCGAGGGAGGUGAAACAGUGCAGUGAUGUGAAGGGGGAGGAGAAGGUGUUGACUGAGGAGGAGAGUUUGCGAGAGGAAAUUGCUGAGGCUGAAGCGGAGGGUCUAAAGGGCCAGAGUAAUUGA